Messenger RNA from Myiozetetes cayanensis, 4184 nucleotides. RefSeq names its product transmembrane protease serine 11E-like. The transcript has 9 exons. NCBI's taxonomy places the organism in Eukaryota, Metazoa, Chordata, Aves, Passeriformes, Tyrannidae. The record is from RefSeq and is a predicted model, not a curated record. Gene Ontology annotation, molecular function: serine-type endopeptidase activity. Gene Ontology annotation, biological process: proteolysis. The coding region runs from base 1 to 1251 and encodes 416 amino acids. Gene Ontology annotation, cellular component: extracellular region; plasma membrane.
AUGGACAGAGCAAAGAGGCGUUUAGAGCCAUGGAAGAUAGCAGUCAUUGUUGUGUCGGUGAUAGUAGGCUUAGCCCUCAUCAUUGGCUUGAUUACAUUUUUUUUGUGUAAUGAUCAAGACAGAUAUUACAAUUUAUCUUUCCUGAUCAGCAAUGUCAACUACGACCCUCAGUACCAAAGGCAAACCACAGAAGAGUUCAGGAACCUGAGUGAAGAGAUUGAAACCAUGAUGUCUGAAGUAUUCAAGGAAUCCUUUUUAAGUAAAAGAUACGUCAAGUCCCACGUUGUCAGUCUAAGCCCAGAUCCUGGUGGAGUGCUUGCAUCUGUUGUUCUGGUAUUUAAAUUUGCCUCUGCUGACAGUGAAGCAACGACCUGGGGUCACAUCAACCGUGUGUUACGCAGAAGGCUGAAAACAAUCUCAACGGACUUGGAUGUUGACCAGUCUACCAUUAGACUCACAGAGUUGAAUAAGAAAAAGGGAGACAACCUUUUAAACAACUGCUGUGGAUUACGAAGAGAGGCAUUCUCCUUCACAGGAGUGGAGAGAAUAAUUGGCGGUCAGCGUGCGCGGGAUGGAGAAUGGCCAUGGCAGGCCAGCAUCCAGCUGGAUGGGACCCACCGCUGCGGGGCAUCAAUCAUCAGCAAUACCUGGCUGGUGACCGCAGCCCACUGCUUUAGAGGGGGAACUGACCCUCGGAGGUGGACUGCCAGCUUUGGGAUUCUGCUGAGACCUCCAAAACAGAAAAAACUUGUCCGAAGAAUUAUUGUUCAUGAAAGAUAUGGUGAAGUUAUCCUUGAUCACGAACAUGAUGUGGCUGUUGUGGAACUUGCCUCUCCUAUUGAGUUCACAAGUGAUGUGCACAGUGUGUGUCUUCCUGAAGCAUCUCACGUUUUCCCAGACAACAUUUCCUGUUUUGUUACAGGCUGGGGAGCUUUGGAGAAUGAUGGCUAUAGUGUUAAUCAGCUUCGACAAGCGGAAGUGAAAAUUAUAAGUACUGAGAUCUGUAAUAGUAGACAAGUAUAUGGUGGAGCGAUAACACCUGGAAUGUUGUGUGCUGGAUACUUGGAGGGGCAGGUGGAUGCUUGCCAGGGUGACUCUGGUGGGCCACUGGUGCAUGCAAACUCCAGAGGAAUCUGGUAUCUUGUGGGAAUAGUGAGCUGGGGAGAUGAAUGUGGAAAGCGAAAUAAACCAGGAGUGUACACACGAGUGACUUACUAUCGAAACUGGAUCCGCUCCAAAACGGGCAUCUGAAACCUGGAGCAGGUUGAGUUUUGUGGGCUGUGUACAGCUAUGCCUCUGACACAUUCUGCUCUGUGGUCACCGUCUAAAGAGCUGCUGGCUUAGCUUGUGGUCAUGUAUCCAAGCUUGGAGUAGUCUAGGACUUGAAAUUGGUUUGGCCUACAGCCAGACAGGAAUGGACUUGAUACAUGUGACUGUUGUUUGCUCAGAAAGUAGUCUGUCAGAGGGACAACUACCUUCAUCUAUAUGCAAUAUACUGACCCUUUUUUCUCCGUGGUCAAGCAAAGCAUUUGAGCCCAAACAACCAUCUACCAGCAUCCAAGACAAGUUAUAACUGAAACAUGGCCCACCCAUUUGCUGUGUGCUCACAGGACCCUAUCUAUUAAUAGACAAGCUACAAUCCAGUUCCUGACUCCAAGGCUGCUGCACCUCUGAAUUCUUGAUUUUUUUCCUGCAUCAUUCUGGGAAGUGUACUAUAAUGAAGAAUGGAAGAUGGCUUAGAGAAGUCCUGGUUCUUAAUAUCAUGUUGGACUGUUACUUUAGUGAAUAGAGAAUUUUUCCUUGCUGUGUUGUCCUGAAAAAGGAAUUUGUGGAAAACACCAGCUUGUGUUCCACCUUCUUUGACCAAGUGUAUGCAUGCCCACUCAUAACUUCAUAUAAACAGCCUCUAUGACAGCAUUUGCCAUGGGAGUGACUGCUGGACUUAGGAUCGAAAACCACUUUGUGUUCAUACCAGUCUGCUGUCAUAUCAGAGUAGCUGGCUGAAUUAAUUUCCAUUUUUAACUAUCCAGAUUGCAUUUUUCUGAAUAAAAGUCCUUUGCUUUUUGUGCAGGAUGGACAGUAGUAACAAUAUCAGUAUGACCAUUGUUAAAAAACCCCUCCCAAACUGCUUAUUCUUGUGAAUGCUGUUCUCAAGUGUUUAUAAUUGACUAUGUGCAUCUUCAUCUGUAUCUUGAAAAAAAAAAAAGCUUUUGUAUUACAGUGGAAAUGCCCGUCUCCUUCAGAGAAGGGCAGAACUCCUAACUGACCCACUAAUCUUAUGCAAAGAUCUCUCUCUUCUGACAGAAAGUAGGAAUUGCCUGUGUUAUAUUGCCAGACUGUAGCUAACUCAUUUGAUCUCAACCACACAAACCUCAUAUCCUCUCUGACUUGAUGUUUUCAGGAGCCCAUGUUUCUGUCUGCCAGGUAGGUCUCAAACACUUUCUACACCUCAGCAGCAGAACAUGCCUGUUCCUGGUGAGGAUGCUUUCCUUGGUGUGUCCACAGGUUCUCCAAUGCUUUAUGUGCUGUGGACUUAAUUGCUAGAUAAUGAGCCACUCAGCUGCUCUCUUCUCCCUCUGUGGUCAGAAGAGAAAGAACUCUGCAGAGGAGAUACUGGCCACACUGCCAAUACCUGGAGCUGGUCCAGUGUACUAAGCAAGGAAGACUCUUACACCAGAAAAGGCUAACAACAGGCUUUUGGAGUGCUCUUACUUAACAGGAAUGGGGGAAAGACCCUCAGUGGUUACAGGUUAGGAUCAUAGUGUUGUCCAAGUUGAGCACAAGUCAAGUGACAUAAUCAAUGGCAGUUCAGGGACCCUCUCUGACUGUGCAGCUUGCUGCAAAUGCUGCCAAACAGAGCAGCAAUCCAUCCAGCUAACAGAAGUAUUUUGAUUACAUAUCCUGUGAUCUGACUGUUUGCCAGUACAGAGAUCCUAGAGCCUCACUGGAGGCACUGGAAUAUUUGGAUGCCCAGAGAAGGUCUGCAGCUGUUGUGUGUCCUACAGCUGUGUAUACCCGGCAUUUAAUGUUGUUUUUCUCAGGGAACUUCUCUUGUGGAAUGUUGUGAGCUUCAGAAACAAAACUUGGUGGCUUAAUUUAUACAUAGGGAAUAAAAACUGUCAGACUGGUUCCAUAAGUCUGAACUCAACAAAUCUCAUUUUAGUCCCUUCAGCAGAACAUGACUUUGAAGUAUAUUGCUCUUAAAGGAAGCUCAAAGCUGAUGUAUGACAAAUAUAUAUGAUUUUUUUUUUUCUCUUGGCAGUAGCAAUUAUCUUGCCAGGAUGGUGAAAGAAAUUUGAUCUUUAUGAAGAAAAGCAUAAUUACAAGAUACAAUUGGUUUCCAGUUUUCAGAGUACUCUAGACUUGGGUUUUCAGUUUCCCAAUCCUGCUGAAUUUCAUUGUAACUUGGACACUUAGGGUUUUUAGUCCUGAAAAUACCAACUUUCUCACUGGUUCCCCAAAACAGGUUAGUAGAUGUCCAAAAAUUACUUUUGCAUCUGCAAACUUUCUGAUUGUGCUUAUUCUGGGUACAAUAUAUGACAGCCUUAAGCAUUUUGCCCUGUAUCAAGUGCUGCAGUAAAUCUCCUUCUCCAAAGGGGUGCACACAAGGCUGAAAAAGCAAACCUGUCAUUUGCUUAAGGAGCUGCCAGUUCUGAGCAUCCACUCGGAGAGAUACAGUACCUGAUCCGCCUUAAAGCCAAGUGCCAGCACAGUGCAGACAGGAGGAUGGGGAUGAAGAGGACCUGGCAUCUACGUGUGUAUGUUUUGAGAGCCUUUAUUUUGGACUGCCUUGUGGAGUUUUUCCUUGUAGCAGCUGGAAAAUUCUGAUCCAGAUUCCUCUGGAAGCUAGGUAGUUUACAUGUUCUGAGGCCUCUUGGUGAUGCGAAGCAUUACAAAUGGUGACGAUCAAGAAGAGCACUUAAGAGAGCCUCCCUCAUCCACUGGGAAUGUUGGUGUGGAGGGACGUGACAGGUCUGAAUCCCUUACUUGUGGCAAAAAUAUGCUGAUGUCAUUCUUGUUUGGCUUUUCCUGAGAGAUGUUAUGGAAACCUGGAGCCAAAACUUCUUAUCUGGUUUAGGUGGUCUAGCAGAUUUGUGUAUAUUUUAAUCUGCAUUCUCACCUAUUUGUGAGGAAUGAACAUUUUCACUCAAGGCAGAAUGGGAUAUAUCUAACUAUACAAUCAU